This is a messenger RNA of Ilyonectria robusta, 654 nucleotides long. RefSeq lists its product as uncharacterized. The record is from RefSeq and is a predicted model, not a curated record. The transcript has a single exon. Bases 1 to 654 code for a protein of 217 amino acids. NCBI's taxonomy places the organism in Eukaryota, Fungi, Ascomycota, Sordariomycetes, Hypocreales, Nectriaceae.
AUGGGCCCAGCCGAGAUCAUUAUCGUAACCACGAUUUCGAUCUUCUUCUGGGGUUUACCCGCUGUAUUGACUGCCCAUAUACUUUUCGUCAACGCUACUCACAAAUGGCCGCGUCUCAAGGCAGACAUACGCCUGUGGAGCCUUGCCAUUAUCGCCGCCUCGAUGCUCGCGCUGUGUUGGCCUAUUGCUCUGGUGUUGUUGUGUUUGAUAUCGCUUGGCUCAUGCGCAUUUGCCUCUCACUCCACGCGCCAUGGAGGAAGUCGGAAUGCCUGGCUUUCUCUCGCUUGGGUUCCCUUAGCCUGGGCACGCAUUAAAACAGGGUGUCGGCGCAGAAUGCACAAGACUGAGAAAGUCACGGUAGAGCAGAGGGCAGAUGUGGAAAACCAGAUCGCGAAUCAUCUCCAGUCGAAGACCCAACCCGAACCUGUCAGCACCGCGGAUGAACGUGAUACAGGCAAUUUCAACUACGAUUCGAGCCGUCCUGGCCCUCCUGUUGGAAUUAUGAACGGAACGGGAGUCGCACGGUACGCUCACCGAUCAUGCCAGACGAACCAGGAUGCAGCUCCUCCCACAUAUGAAAUGGCUUUGGAAGAAAGCGUAAACAGGGCUGCAAUCCCAAACGACCAACCUCCUCUACCCGCGUAUUCCGCCUGA